This is a messenger RNA of Bombina bombina (fire-bellied toad), 3096 nucleotides long. RefSeq names its product epithelial cell transforming 2 like (gene ECT2L). The record is from RefSeq and is a predicted model, not a curated record. Gene Ontology annotation, molecular function: guanyl-nucleotide exchange factor activity; protein binding. The transcript has 22 exons. Lineage: Eukaryota; Metazoa; Chordata; Amphibia; Anura; Bombinatoridae. The coding region runs from base 1 to 3039 and encodes 1012 amino acids.
AUGGCAGAUUCAUUGAGGUUCCGCCCACAUAGCGUGAAGCGAUGGCAUCUAGAGAGUGUGGGACUCCAGGCAGGAGACACAGAGAUGUCAGUUAGAGAUCAUCCCAGCUUGCAGCAGACUGUCAUCAACCAGACCAGAUUUAGUUCCUGGACACCUAUAGCAAGCAAGUCUUUCAACAAGCAGCUGUUUCAUGAAAGAGUCAACCUGAUAGGACAUUGGUUUGACCUCUGGACAGACAAGCAACGCAAACAGUUCUUACAUUCCAUACUAAUGAGGAGUAGCAGAUCGCAAUUAAAGUUUGUGCAAGAUUGGUUCACAGAAGAAGUCCCUGUUACCAAACUAGACUUUACUACAGUGUUGCCUAGGUUCCUCUCUUUGUACAUAAUGUCCUUCCUCAAUCCUCAGGAUCUCUGCUCAGCUGCUCAAGUCACUUGGCAUUGGAAGUUCCUCUCUGAACAGGAUUGUCUGUGGAUGCCAAAAUGUACCAAGUUUGGCUGGUUCCUGCCUUACACUCCCUCAGACAAUGAAUAUGGAGCUUGGAAGAGACACUACAUUUCAUGUGCAUCUACUUUAGAUUAUUUGACCCCAAGAGAAGCUGCGGAGACAUAUGGAACUCUGAAUGAACUUAAGAAAGAAGAUGAGGAAAGACUCCAGGAAAAAUGGCUUCGGAAAUUGCUUCGUGAGAGACUAGCGUUGCAUAAAAGAGAACUCUUUAAAACCAGACCACCUUGGAUGAGUGGCACAUGGCGAUCUGCUCUGUUAGGAUCCAAAUUGAAUAUGAGCCAAUCUAAGGACAUGUUUGACCAAAAAACCCUCCAAGCUGCUCUGUUGUUGUUACAGGGCAAGAACAACUUCUCAAGUAAGACUCUCUCAAAUCAGCUGAUGGAUGAAUUGAAUCAAACGUCAGCCCUAAGACUAACGGUGGAGAAAACACUUGUUGAAAAGUCAGUAAAGGCAUUGCCAAAAAGUAAAAAUGUUGCUGUAUCUACCUCCUACCCAACCUUACCCCACACACUGAGUCACAGCAUCCAAAGGCGAUACGGAAGUAUUAGCACCUCCAAUCAGCAGCACUUGUUGUUAAUUUCAUCAAAUGUACCAGCAUAUGAGGUUGUUCUUAACAGUGUUAAACCCAAUGUGAUUCCCAUUGUAUAUGAUUUCAAUGGGUUGACAACUGAAAGUCUUCUCUUCCAUGUGGAAAAGACCCUGGCUGGACAAACUGCACAAAGCAUUGGUAUUGUCACUGAUAGUGACACCCAGCAUAUAAACUUGUUACAGGGUUGCAGUAUUAACUCGCAGAAUGUCUUGACCCCAGAGAUUAGAAAUUUUUGGGAAAAACUGGGAAGUUGUGUCAUUUCGGAAAAAGAAGGUGGCCAUAUUGACCUAUUUGCUCCUCUGGCUGCAACAGAGUCUGGAAUGGAAAUACUUAACAUUAUAUCUCAGAUGACUGGUUUACACAUUUGUUCUCCAACAGCAAUAUCAGCAGGAUCCUAUCAGCACAUCCUCAGUGAAUGGCUGACAGGAUCCAAAAGGUACGGAUCUCCUCCGCUAAUAUACUUCAGCGAGGUAAAAGUGCAAGCUUGGUGUAGAAUGGCACAUGUGAUGGAAGAAGCACUGCUUAUGGUCAGGAAAAACAUGAAGCGCUAUCUUGGUGAUUUACAGAUGACUGUUGCUGGCAGGAUAAUAGGGCAGUUCAUGUUGGAUUCCAUGAUCAUGACGAAAGUCCAGACCAAUCAAGAAGUUGCCGAAGCAUUAAUCGAAGGGUUAGUGGAGCUCUCCAAAGGAAAAUGUGACAAGCCCCUGGAGUUUCUGUCUGUUUUUCUAAUGAAAAAAUGUACUAAGAACAAAGAAUUUAUAAGACAGCUGUUGUCUGAUGGGAAAUUUGAUGAUUCAUUGACAGCGUUUUUAAAGGAAGAUGCAAUCUUAGCUGACAAGACUUCUCUACUACUAAGUGAAAGCGAAUUCAAGUUUCAGCAUCUUAAUCUGCUGGACAAUAAAUUAUUGUCAGACCUUGGAGAUAAACGCACAAGGUUCGCUCGUGAAAUUCUCAGAAGUGAGAGGCAGUAUGUGCAGAGUCUACAGACCAUCAGGGACAUUUAUGUUGUCCCUCUUAAAGCUGCCCUGUCUUCAAAUCGUGCCAUUUUAAGCAUUGCCAAUGUUCAGAUCAUCUUCGCAGACAUACUUGAUAUCCUUCAGAUCAACAAACAACUAUUAGAUGAUUUGACUGAAAGGCUUCAGGAAUGGGGACCGGCCCAGUGUUUGGGCGAUGUUUUUGUUAAAUUUGGAUCACGACUAAAAAUCUACACAAAUUUUUUCAACAACUAUACUGUGAUUCUGAAAACCAUUGAUAAGUGUAGAGAAACAAUACCAACUUUCCGAACCUUCCUAAAAAGGCACGAUCAGACUGUUCUGACUAAAAUGAUGAGUUUGCAGGAAUUGCUACUGCUCCCCUCAACUCGAUUUGAAGAUUAUGUCAAUCUUUUGUAUGCUCUUCGCCUUCAUACUUCCCCCGAGCACCCAGAUCGUCAAGACAUAACUACUGCAGUAGGGCAGAUGAAGCAAUACAAGGACUAUAUUGCACAGCUAAAGACAAGCUUGGAAAAAGACACUGAAAUGACAAAGAUACAGAAAACAAUCCAAGGUUGUCCUAAUUUACUUGAAGCAAAUAGGCAUCUUAUUAAAGUGCAGGAUUUAGUGCUGCUUAAUUGUCCCAAUGAAGAAAUAAGUGCAUCUCUCAGGGUAUAUGAACAGAUCAGUGACUUGAGCCUUUUCCUGUUUAAUGACGCACUGGUUAUCUCAAGUCGUCAAAUCUCAUACAUACCAUUCCAACGCACUCCAAAUACGCUGUACCAGUUCAUGGCAUCCGUUUCAAUUGCUCGCUUAAUUCUGGAGGACAUUCCUGACUCUAAAUAUGUAAAAAACGCAUUUGUUCUGCAAGGUCCAAAACGACAAUGGAUUUGCUCCACCAUCAAUGAAGAAGAGAAGUUCACAUGGCUUUCUGUGUGCCAGAGUGCUAUAAGUGCCAGUAUUGAGAAGAGAUAAUUGAAUCAAAAUAUAAUGGUUUAAAAAUUCUACACUUUUCGUUGUCAUAUUUGUGUA